Pogonomyrmex barbatus (red harvester ant) is the source of this 1806-nucleotide messenger RNA. RefSeq lists its product as uncharacterized. Lineage: Eukaryota; Metazoa; Arthropoda; Insecta; Hymenoptera; Formicidae. Gene Ontology annotation, biological process: protein localization to plasma membrane. The record is from RefSeq and is a predicted model, not a curated record. Gene Ontology annotation, cellular component: plasma membrane.
UUUAUUCACAUUAUUAUUCUCAUAUUUUUAUUGUUUAAACAUUCAAAUUUCAUUUUUUUAGAUCCUCUGGCUUCUAUCACAUUUUCUUUAAAGCUAUAGCCUUUUUUUUAUAAAUUCUACAAAUUCUACAAAUGAUGACCGACGCAGAGUUCACGCGAAAAAUGGACGAUAUCUUCGAGAGCUUUUCGAUCCCAGUACAGUUGCAGUCCCAAAUUCAGCAAGAUAAAACUUUGGAUAAAAUAACAAAGAUCGUUAAAGAUGCGUCGAAAAAACAACUGCAAUCCCGGCACCCACAUAUGCUUGUCACAAGCAUAUUAAGGAUUCUGUUAUAUUAUGAGAAAAUGCUGCACAUGAAUGGACUGUGUAACUGGAAGCGUCGACGAAAGUUCAGGAACGCACGGAACUGUUAUCACGCUCUAUUAAAGAUCUAUUUGCCGGAAAAAGUGCGGGAGAUUGUGGAGACACUCGUGGAGGCCAUCUACCACGAUCAGCUCUGGAAGUUCGAGACUUUCUGCUUUGAUGUGAUGCGCGAUCUGCUCGACAUUAGCCCGGACAGUGCCGGACUGAUUGUUCACGCAGUUUGGAAUAAGUUGACGUUGCCUGAGAUCGGCAUCGAGGAUGCUCGCGGCAUCAUUAGGAUAUUAUAUGAGCUUCUAAAUGUAUACGUAUGGCCAGCAACACUAGACACCGUGCUGAUAGUGGAAAAGAUGCUGAGCCUCUUCCAUGCCAGUAUAAUUGCACGACUGACGAUGAUAUCCGAAUCACCCUCCGUCACCGAUCUCUCUGUGACGCCAUCGCCGUCGCCACCGUCAUCGUCACCGCUUGCGAGCCUCAAGAACGGCCUGGAGAUUUGUCUGAGGAAUAUUAUGAAACAUCUGUCAAACAAUCAGCUGCUGGUGGUUGUGUAUCAUAUGUGCUCGUGGAUGGCAGCUGCGGAUGCUACUGAUGAAUUUGUUCUGGAAUUCGGUAGCACCCUAGAAUACGCCGCUUAUAUGCACCAGGCAGACCUCUAUGAGCAGACUCUCACGCCGAUGAUUUUUCCACUGCUGAUGCGAAUGAUAGGCUCAUCCAAUCGACUGAUCAGCCUACUGGGUAACCGAGUGCUGCAAUACCUAAUAGAUCGCAAGGACAACCGAGCGAUCUUUGAUACACCCAAGAUCUUUUUCGAGCACGCGCGUCUUGCUAUGCGCGUACCGCAAUGCCGUAGAGAGGAUCGACUGUUUUUCAAGCUGCACCGUGAGGUGCUGCACGAUAGUUUGCUAAGGAGUCUAGUGGAUCAUGCAGACUCACGGAUGAAUCUCGAAACAACAUACUGUACACUUUGUCUGAUCGCCAUUGAAGUACCAUGUGGCUUCACGGCUGCUGCUCUAGUCUGCCUCGUUAUGAAUCUACAGGAGAUUGCCUUACAGUGGCAGAACAACAGCAUAGAGGUAACUUGUCAUAUACAUGCCACUGUCAUCUCUGUUAUGUCCCUCAUAUGCUGGAUACACAAGGCAAAAGUAUUCUACAGUUAUGUAAACAGAAUCGUGAUGGAAAGAGCGCAAUGGGCACCACAUCUGAAUCCUCCCAUCCAGUCUCAAUACAACUUCGCAGUGCACCAUGUUCUCUGGAACAAGCCAGAGUUGUUCUUUGCCGACUGGGAGGCUCGGUACGGCCUCUGGAAAUGCUUCCGCCUCGCCCCUGACAGUCGUGACGUUAAUAUGACCCGAGUUACAAUUGAAUAGAACAACCCAUAAGAUGAAUCUGUAAUUCACGAGAUCGUCUCUUCCUGAGAACUUUACUGUAUUCCGCCUGAAAGAAAAAAAA